UGGGUUAAACAUUAGUGGGAGGUUAUCAGCCGGGUUCGGGGCGGGAGAGGGUAGUUACACUUUCACCGCGUCCGCUCUGCGGGAGCCACCGUCCCCACCAGGCUGGACGAUGCCUGUGGAGGAGUUUGUGGCCGGCUGGAUCUCCGGUGAGACCUCUUUCCUCCUUCUGUCACAUCCCCCCAGUGGUGGGUCACUUCCUGGGGAAGGAGCACUGGGCUUGGUGCUGGGACACCCCUUCGACACUGUGAAGGUGCGGCUACAGACCCAGAGCACCUACCGAGGCAUCGUCGACUGUAUGGUGAAGACUUACCGCCAUGAGUCGGUCCUGGGCUUCUUCAAGGGCAUGAGCUUCCCCAUCGCCAGCAUAGCCGUGGUCAACUCGGUCCUGUUCGGGGUCUACAGCAACGCCCUGCUGGCGCUCACGGCCACCUCCCACCACGAGCGGCGCCUCCAGCCGCCCAGCUACACGCACGUCUUCAUAGCCGGCUGCACCGGGGGCUUCCUCCAGGCCUACUGCUUGGCCCCUUUUGACCUCAUCAAAGUUCGGCUACAAAACCAGACAGAGCCAAGGGCGCGGCAGGGGGGGCCCCCACCCCGGUACCGGGGGCCCGUGCACUGUGCGGCCUCCAUCUUCCAGGAGGAGGGGCCGCGGGGGCUGUUCCGGGGAGCCUGGGCUCUGACGCUGAGGGACACCCCCACACUGGGCAUCUACUUCGUCAGCUAUGAAUGGCUCUGUCGCCAAGCCACGCCAGGCGGCCAGAACCCCAGCUCAACCACAGUGCUGGUGGCAGGGGGCUUCGCCGGCAUCACCUCCUGGGUGACCGCCACCCCCUUGGACGUGAUCAAGUCGCGGAUGCAGAUGGCCGGGCUGGAGCGCAGGGAGUACCAGGGGCUGCUGGACUGCAUGCUACGAGUACCUCCUCCACCUGUGGGGAUGAGGCUGCACAGGCGCUGCCGCAGCUCCCAGGUGGGACGGACCGCCACCCGCCUGCCCAGGUCGGAGGCCAAGUGGAAAGCACCAGGGUGAGAUUUCAAUGCGAGAGUCUCAGCCUUCCUGUCGAGGCACCUCCCGGCCUGGAAGGUGCAGAUGGGCUGGGAGGUGGUGAGGAGCAGGCCCCGCCCCUGAUCCUGAUUCCUUCGUAAACAGCUACCUUAAGCGGUGGUGCUGGAGACAUCCCGGCCACCCUGUGACUUUACCCUCCACCUGCCUGGCUGCUAACUCUCCCCUGGAUUCCAGGGCGGUGCCCUCAGCCGCCUCCCACCCAUCUCCUUUCCUACCUCUUCCCCCUGACUCAAGUGUGGCCUUUCCACCGCCUGCUGUCCACAUCCUUCAGUGACUCCCACCCCCUCCAGGGAAAAGCCCGAACUCCACCCCUCCUGAUGGGGCACCUCCCUCCACCAGCUCUCCUCUCCCUCAGCAGCUUCGGCAGCCUAGCCCUGCCCCAGCACAAGCUGUGCCCCUCAUCACCCCCAGCCUGGAAGGUCUAGUCCCUCCCGGCCAACACUGGGCAUUGCCAAGGGGUGACUCCAUCAUCCCUCUGGCCGGGCCCCUCCCGAACCCAGACUGAGCCCUGUCUCCUGGUCCCUCCUCGGCUCCCCAGGCUGACUUUGGGUCUGCAGAUCACCUUGACCACAGCCCCAACUGUGUCCUGGUGGCCGAUUGACUUCUCAGCUUCCCCAGUAAACGGGGAGCUCCUCGAGGCAGGGGUCGCACAUCUGAUCAUUUCCCAGCUCGGAGCCUGUGCUCAGAGCAGCCCGGUAAAUGGCUGCUGAAGGCAGUGGCAUUGCGCUAACUCCAAGCACCCCACUUGCUUCCAUGGUCCUGCCCCCCAACCCCCGCCCCGCCAGCCCCUCACUGAGAGCUGUGAGUGUGCCAGCAGCAGGGUGCCUGCCUAGCCUUUCCCAUCCGUGGCACAAGCUUUCUUUACUUAUCUCAGUUGCCCAGUGGGCAUGAAAACUGGCAGAGGGUUCAUUUAACUGGCAAUAAAGCUAGCAGGGUUUGUACCCACUAAUCUGUCUGAGAUCAACCUGGGCCCCCCUCGUGGUGACCUGAAUGCCGGGAUCCCUGCCCUUUCCCGUGCGCUGCCUAGAAAGACAAUCCAGGGCUCGAACCACCGUGACAGAGGUGGCCUCGGCUCAGACACUAGGUAACUCGUCCCAGGCUGCACAGCUGGUGCGUCGCCUCACACAGCUUCCUGGAUGCAUCUCCAGAGCAUCCAGAGCUCGGUUACUCUCCACCCUGCUCUCCCUGGGCACUAUGACAGUCUCCCCUGAGUCACCUAAGUUCAAGUCCUCCUGGUGGGCCUGCCAGCAUCAGCCCUGACAGGUGCUGAUCGGAGCUGUCCUUCACCAGGUGGUGGCUCGCAGACUGCAAGUCAUUCUCCCUCCUCCCAUCGCCAUAGCACGGCCACGGGGCAUGUGGCCACUGAGCCCGGCCGUGUCCCAACCUCCCUUGCAGCUUGGUGGGGCCUGUGCGUGGUUCUUGCUAGAGGAAUGGUGACGCGUGCACCUUGCCCCUCACUUGCUUACAAGGCAGUUCCUCCCUGUCGGUGGCCCUGGAAGGACUGCUGAGGGUGCAGGAGGCGCCCCACUGGCCCGGAACCAGGGGGACUGCUUAGCCUUCACGCCGCCUCACACAGUGGGUGAGGGCCUGCAGUUCCGUGGUCGGUGGUCCCAGUGUGGCCCGGGAGCAGUGGCAUCGGUCCUCCGGGAGUCGGUUAGAAUGACUCCCAGCCCCACCCGGGCCUGGCGGAAGCAGAAGCUGAGGUUGGGCGCAGGAGCCUGUGUUGGGAGACACUCUCCCGUGACUUCACACACGUAACGGUGUCUGGCUGCUCCUAACAGCAGAAGCGUGCUGCCCUUUCAAGUUGUGAGUCGGGAGUG
Myotis daubentonii (Daubenton's bat) is the source of this 2883-nucleotide messenger RNA. RefSeq names its product solute carrier family 25 member 45 (gene SLC25A45). Gene Ontology annotation, cellular component: mitochondrion. The record is from RefSeq and is a predicted model, not a curated record. Gene Ontology annotation, biological process: transmembrane transport. NCBI's taxonomy places the organism in Eukaryota, Metazoa, Chordata, Mammalia, Chiroptera, Vespertilionidae. Gene Ontology annotation, molecular function: transmembrane transporter activity.